Messenger RNA from Cyanistes caeruleus (blue tit), 1175 nucleotides. The record is from RefSeq and is a predicted model, not a curated record. Lineage: Eukaryota; Metazoa; Chordata; Aves; Passeriformes; Paridae.
CCCAUAAAUACUCCUUGCACUCCAAAAUCACCCCCGGGGACCCCCUAGAUGCUGUCAGGAUUCUUGGGAUACCCCAAAUCACCUCCAGGUUCCUCCCAAAUCCAACCCCUCCCAAGGACCCAGAAACCCCCAGGGAACCCCGAAAUCCCUCCAGGGAUCCCCCCCAACUACCCUUGAUUCUCUUCCUCCCUCUUGGAACACCCAAAGCUUUCUGGACCCCUCUGAAAAUCCAUUUGGGUCCCUCAGUUCUACCCCGGACCACACAAGUCCCACCCUGAGCAUCCCAAAUACUUUCAGCCCCCCCCAGUCCUAUUCCAAGCUCCCCAAAUUCCAUCUGCAGACCCAAAUAUACUCCUCUACACCCCCACAAAUCCUAUCUUGGGACCCCAAAUUCCCUUGUAGAUUUGGCUCCUGUCCUAUCUUAAUGCUAUUCCUGCAUCCCCCAAGCCCUCCUUGGUCCCCCAAAACCUAUUCAAGAUCCCUUAGCCCUCUCCUGGGCCCCCAAAUUCCCCCGAGGGCCCCCAAAAUCCCCUUGUGAUCCCCCAAUUCUAUCCCAGGCCCUCUAAACUCCAACUUGGGCUUCCCUAAAUUCCACCUGGUGACCUCCAGAUCCUACCUGGGGACCCUCCAAUCCUAUCCUGGCCCUGCCCAAUCCCACCUGAGGGCCUCCAAAUCCACUCAGAACCUCCCAAUCCCAUCCUGGGCACUCCAAAUCCUCCUGGGGGGCCCCCAGAAUCCCUCUGGGACCCCCCAAAUUCAAUCCCAAAUCCCCUAAACUCCACCUUGGACCCCCUCAAAUCCCAUAUUGGGCCCACUGAACACCAUCAGGAUCCCCCCAUCCUGUCCUGGACCCCCCAAACCCCCUUCUUCCCAUUUCAGGGUCGCAUCGCCUGCGCCAACGUCCUGAGUGACCUGUACGCCAUGGGGGUCACUGAGUGUGACAAUGUCCUGAUGCUGCUGAGUGUCAGCCAGCGCAUGACCGAGGAGGAGAGGGACAAGGUGAUGCCGCUGAUCAUCCAGGGGUUCCGGGACGCAGCCGAGGACGGGGGGACAUCGGUGACAGGGGGACAGACGGUGCUCAACCCCUGGGUCAUUGUGGGGGGCGUGGCCACUGCUGUUUGUCAAUCAAGUGAAUUCAUCAUGUGAGUGAAAGGGGGUGGGGCCACUGCUGUCAA